Messenger RNA from Sebastes umbrosus (honeycomb rockfish), 998 nucleotides. It is a transcript of the gene naa38, whose product is annotated as N-alpha-acetyltransferase 38, NatC auxiliary subunit. Gene Ontology annotation, molecular function: RNA binding. The coding region runs from base 115 to 450 and encodes 111 amino acids. Gene Ontology annotation, cellular component: NatC complex. Lineage: Eukaryota; Metazoa; Chordata; Actinopteri; Perciformes; Sebastidae. The transcript is spliced from 3 exons. The record is from RefSeq and is a predicted model, not a curated record.
GAUGACGUCGUUCCCUUUAAAAAAAAAAAAAGAAACCCGGAUAUUGAGUUUCCGGUUUAGCUGGUCCGUCAGUCAAUUCGCUCCGUAAGCAAAUGUAGGAGAAGAAGGAGAGUUAUGGCAACAAUGAUUGAAGAAAAUGGUCCUUCUACUCAUCAGUCUGAAGUGUCCUCUUCGUCUCAGGCUCGGCAGAAACUAGAGGGGCUCCUGAACAAGAACAUGAGGAUCCGCAUGACAGACGGACGGACUCUGGUGGGGCUUUUCCUCUGCACAGACCGAGACUGCAACGUCAUCCUGGGGUCAGCUCAGGAGUUCCUCAAAUCCACAGACACAUUCUCCCAGGGUGAACCCAGAGUCCUGGGUCUGGCCAUGAUCCCCGGUCACCACGUGGUAUCCAUCGAGGUGGAGGCAGACAGUCUGGAAGACACACAAGGAUUUGGACCUAACCAUUGAUGAAGCGCCUCACCUGCCUGUUUGGACGACACUCAGUGUGACUGUCUCUCAGGGAGCCAGCUGUGUGGCUGAGCUUCAAAGCAGAGUGGACACCUUCGAUGGAGGAUUUUUCUCAGUCACUUCACCUCUACAGAUGCAGAUACAGAACUCCUGUGUCAGUAUUCUGGAUUUAGCCAUUCCCUCUAUGCUUGAAGAUGUGUCCAUUUGCAUCGACAGCUGUACAAUACAGCAUGUGUGUAUGAGAAGGUGCGUGCAAACAGCCGCUACCUGGAUGUGUGUGGAAAUGGUGUUUCUGUGUACGGUAAAUUGUCUUUGUUUCAUGGUUUAAAAUACAUCGCUGUAUUUGAGACUCUGUGUUUAAUUGUUGUCGACAAAAAUGGAUAGAAAGUUGAUGUGUCGGGUGCUACGUGCUUUUUAAAGGGGAACUCCACCACCAAAAAUCAGAGGGUUUUGGAGUUAGAAAGAAGUAAAGUUGUCAGCAUUGUGGGUAAUGUAGGCACCAGAUUUUGACAAAAAUGCUUGAAAUAAAAAAAUACGAUAUCUCCGCA